UGGGACGCCUCACGUGCCGGUCCCGUUUGGGGGGAGGGGGAAGCGGCGGUUGGGGUUUGCGGCUUCGCAACGCCCUUCGCCUGGCAUGAGCGGCGUCGGGCGGUUUCUGCGCUUGCUAAAGCAGCGCUUUAUCGGGCGAGGGAGCGAGUACGUGGGCAUCGACCACUUUGGAAACAAGUAUUAUCGGAUCCCGCAGCACAAAACUUGGGCAGGUCAGAACAUUAAAGAGAGAAGAAUUGUGAAAGCUCUCAAUCUAAAAGAACACCAGUAUGAAUCUGGAGCCAUUCCAACAGAGUGGGAAGCAUGGAUGAAAAAAAGAAGAAACAAUCCACCUACACUUGAGGAAUGUAUCCAGAAUAUGAACUACAGAAAAGAAAUGAGAGCUAAAGUUGAAGAUUUGGGUGAAAAAACCAAACUCCUUCAGGACAAAGAGGGUCUUGAGGUAGGACCACUUCAAACACAGAUUACAGGACAUGCAUCUGCUUCCAGCUACGGAAAGCCUGAACGCUCAGAAGACCCUGUUAGUACAGCAAAUACAUUUCAGCCUGGAGCCUGGAUGCCUCCUGACCGUAAAAAAUAAAAGCCAAGCCUCUCUACCCCCCCACCCCCACCCCAUGCAAAGCAUCAGGAAAGAGGCACCAUUUGGUUAAUGAGCAACAUGAAUGAAGAUACUUUUUUAAAAUUCCAGGUUAUACUUAAAAGCUUAGCAGCAUUUUCAAAAUGCUUAGAUUCUGCUGUUUCUUGUGGAAAUGUUUAAUUGCUUUUUAUAAAAUGUCCCAUCUCUAAUUCUUUUGCCUCUUAAAUCAUUUGACAAUGUUUUCAGUGAAGUUAUGCUUCAAUAAAAUUUAAUGCUGCUGUAAUCAUUA
Molecule: messenger RNA, 866 nt
Organism: Pantherophis guttatus
Lineage: Eukaryota; Metazoa; Chordata; Lepidosauria; Squamata; Colubridae
Gene: NDUFAF2
Product: NADH:ubiquinone oxidoreductase complex assembly factor 2
Biological process (GO): mitochondrial respiratory chain complex I assembly
Cellular component (GO): membrane; mitochondrion; respiratory chain complex I
Source: RefSeq, a predicted model, not a curated record